Molecule: messenger RNA, 2847 nt
Organism: Durio zibethinus
Lineage: Eukaryota; Viridiplantae; Streptophyta; Magnoliopsida; Malvales; Malvaceae
Source: RefSeq, a predicted model, not a curated record
GCCAGCACAAAAAUUGUAUAGCCUUUCUCAAAUCUCAUAAAAUCGAAAAUUUAAAUUAAAGUGUUUCUCAAAUCUAAAAAAACAAAAAUUGUAUAGUCUUUCUCAAAUCUCAUAAAAUCGAAAAUUUGAAUAAAAGUGUUUCUGAAAUCUAAAAAAAUUGGGGAUUUGAACUGGAGCUGCGAAAAAUUGAGGCAAGAGAGGAGGCCAAUCUUUUCUGAAAAACUUUUGGAAGGCAUUUUUUUCUGGAGGCCAAUUUUUGGACAAAGAAGGCAAUGCCAAAAAUCCAACAAGCCAUUGCCUCCACCGGCUACCAUGUGUACCAACAUACCUUCCCACCUUAAACCGCCACCACCAUCCCAUUCCCUUUCCUUUGCCAGCCGAUCACCAACCCAACCCCACCGAUCUCCCAACUACCCCCCCAGGAACAGCUCCCAUCUCCCACCUUCCCACCACCUACAGCCCUACUGAGAUAGCCAUCGAAACUGCCAACAAAUAAAUAGCAACUGUCACAGCCAAAAACAAAAAAUAAAAAACCCAAGCCAACAAAGCCAGAAAAAAAAAAUGCAAACAACCACAGUCCUCUAUUGAGGAAUCCAUCGGGAAAAAAAAAAAGAAGCAGAAAAGGGGCCGUUGAGGAUGAAAAGGGCUGUCGGUCAUUGGAUAUUUUUUGUUUUUAUGAGUGAUUUGGGAGAGUAUUUUUAAGAUUUUGGGAAAGGAGAGAAAAGAGCUAUUUUUUUGGGCAGUGGGAGCGACGGCGGGGUAUGGAGGUCAGCGCAGGCGAGGAGACUUUUAGAUGAUCUAAACCGGUAUAAAGGAAGGAUGGAAGGGGAGAAACAACAUACUUUGGUUUCAGGACGAUCGGACGGCGAGAAGAGGGUGAAAGGCGAUUUAAAAUUUCGGGUUAAAGUUUCAGAUCUAAGCUAUUAUGAGGUGAUUUGCGAAAAACAGAGGCUGAAUCUGAGACAAGAAGGAAGAGAGGAGUCCACGGCUGAAAUUUUGGAGUCAACUGAUGCCAAAUGGCGGUCGGGUCGGCUACCGUCACCGAGAUCUGGGUUAGGGGAGAGUGGCCGGGUGUGUCUUUUUUGGAGAGAAAAUGUUGCAUUUGAUACAAAAAACGGAAAACUCAGGUACGCACAGUAUAAGAGAAUAUUAGAGGAAAUUAACAAGUAUGAAGGCAGUUUAGAAGCAUUUUCUCUUGGCUAUGAGAAGCUUGGUUCACAUAUCUUUUGGCCUAAUAAUGUUGAUGAUUCACCACCAAUUCCCCAUGGUUCUCAAGUGAAGUAUCAUGUGACAAACUUCUUUGCACCAAGCAGCUGUUUUGGAAUGCCUGAUGAUCUUAAGUCACUGAUAGAUGGGGCUCACAAGUUGGGUCUACUUGUUCUUAUGGAUAUUGUGCAUAGCCAUGCAUCUAAUAAUAUGUUAGAUGGAUUGAACAUGUUUGAUGGAACCGAUGCUCAUUACUUCCACUUGGGGUCAAGAGGUCACCACGGGAUGUGGGAUUCUCGCCUUUUUAAUUAUGGAAGCUGGGAAGUACAAAGGUUUCUUCUUUCAAAUGCAAGAUGGUGGCUAGAGGAAUAUAGGUUUGAUGGGUUCAAAUUUGAUGUUUUGACUUCAAUGAUGUACACCUAUCAUGGGUUGCAGGUAGCAUUUAUUGGAAACUACAAUGAGUAAUUUGGAUAUGAAACUGAUGUAGAUGCUGUUGUCUAUUUGAUGCUGGUUAAUCAUAUGAUUCAUGGAGUUUAUCUUGAGGCUGUCACCAUUGGCGAAGAUGUGAGUAGAAUGCCUACAUUUUGCCUUCCUGUCCAAGAUGGUGUGGAAUUGAUUAUCAACUGCACAUGGCCAUUGUUAAAUUGAUUAUUUCUUGAUUUCUUGUGAAAAUUUUGAAGUAUAUUUUGUGCUUGAUUGUUAUGUCAAUUUAUUUGAUUGUGAUGAAAUAUGCUUGCUCUUGUGAUUUUAAUUUGAUGCAUGAUUGGCUAAUUUAUCUUAACUAAAAUAUAUUAUUGACUCAUUUAUUGUUCUUGUCAUGUGUACUUAUAUGAAUAUGAUUGAGUUUUACUUGACAUGGUUGCAACAUGGAUUAAGUAAGUGAUUUUCUUAUAAUGCUUAUGUUUGUCUUAAAUCAUUGUUGAUUAUGGCUUAUAAUUUGUAUAGAUAUAUUUAUGCUUUUAUGGUGAAAUUUUUUUGAUGAUAAGUAUAUCUUUUUUGAGUUUUUUGAAUUCUAUAAGGCCUUAAAUUAGUUUUGACAUAUUUCUUGAUGAUUUACUGAAUAUAUAUGAAUAUUGAAUGUCUAUUUUGUGUUCAUGAAUAAUUUAAAAUAUUUGAUUUUUGUACAUUACAUGAGAACUUUAACUUUAAUGACAAUAUUGUGAUAUAUGAUGCUUAAUUUGAUACAUGAUUUUUAGUAAGUUUAUAUAUAUAUAUAUAUAUAUCUUUUUUUUAAUUGAAAAAUUGGAUUUAGUGAACAAAAUUUUAUUUGUCUAUAAUGAUUUAGAUUAUGGAAUUUAUUUUGAACAAUUGGUAUAAUUUUUAUUAAUUGAUUUUCUUGAUGUUUCUAAUGAAAAUUUUUUGUCAAGAAAUUUUUCUAACUUUAUAAAAGAAGAACUUGAAAUAAGCACGAGCUGACAUUUUUGAGAUUUUAAGUGGAACAAGUAAAGUAAAUCAUCUUCAUCAAUCAAGCUCAAGUACAUUAAAAAUUAACUUAUAAAAGUGAAAUGGAGGAUUCAAAGCUUCACUCAACUAUAAUAAGCACAACAACAUAACUUGAGAAUGAUGUAAGUAAUUGUUUUGAAUUUAUGCUAUGUGCUUAUGAUUUAUAAUGUUUAAUGCAUGGUUUGAUAAAUUUUUACU